Molecule: messenger RNA, 2103 nt
Organism: Culex pipiens pallens (northern house mosquito)
Lineage: Eukaryota; Metazoa; Arthropoda; Insecta; Diptera; Culicidae
Exons: 2
Coding region: 213-1130 (305 amino acids)
Molecular function (GO): sequence-specific DNA binding
Source: RefSeq, a predicted model, not a curated record
UUACUGUAAGACAGGUUGGGCUGUUUUUGUAAGGUUGUAUUGGUGCGAACACGGAGAAAAAAAUAAAAUGUCAGUUUUUGCUUGGAAAAUUAUUUUUCGACACUUUUUAUCUCCGUGCACACUUUUCGACAAACCUCGUGACGUCACAAAGUUUUGUUUUUCUUUUGGUUGGCAGACGGGCGAGUUGGUUUUGACGAAUCGGUGCCGUGAUUAUGGCCAUCUGCAGGGUCAAAGGAUGCAAAUCAACCAGAAGUAAUCCGACCGUAACCCUGCACAAAUUCCCAAAAGAUCCAAAUGUGCGUGAUAAGUGGUUAAAGUUUUGCGGGUGUGCUGACGGCCAGAAUCUAUUUGUUUGCUCCCUCCACUUCCGGGAAAACGAUUACGAACACAUUUUUAUGCAAAAUGCAAAAAAAAUUCUUCAAAAAUCAGCUGUGCCUUCAAUCCGUGUCCCAGCGGUUGAAUCUGCUCGGGAUAACAGAGUAUCGUGUCGGAAUCGAAAGAAGCUGGUCGUGGAACUCUUGGAGGCGGACGAAAUUCGGAGCAAAGAAGCGGCCGAUUAUCAAAAGCUGUUACAUGAAGUUUACGAGCCGUUGAGCCCGUUUGAUUGGUUCCCUUCAGUGUCAGUAACCGAUCCCGCCAUCGUCCGACCGGAAAGUGUGAGCGUGACGUCCGGAAGUCGAAGUCCUGCAGUCGAUGUUUCGCUGCCCGUUCCCGCCAUCGAACAACCGGAAAGUGUGGCCCUGACGUCCGGAUGUCGUAGUCCUGCAGUCGAUGCUGCCAUCGUCCGACCGGAAAGUGUGAGCCAGACGUCUGGAAUUCGCAGUCCUGCAGCCGAUGCUUCGGUGCUCGUUCCCGCCAUCGUCCGACCGGAAAGAGUGAGCGUGACGUCCGGAAGUCGAAGUCCUGCAGUCGAUGUUUCGCUGCCCGUUCCCGCCAUCGAACAACCGGAAAGUGUGGCCCUGUCGUCCGGAUGUCGUAGUCCUGCAGUCGAUGCCGCCAUCGUCCGACCGGAAAGUGUGGGCCUGACGUCCGGAAUUCGCAGUCCUGCAGCCGAUGCUUCGUUGCUCGUUCCCGCCAUCGUCCGACCGGAAAGAGUGCUGAAGAGUGCCUCCCUGCUGAAAAAGAAUUAAAAACAAAUACUUAAGCUUUUCUAUUUUUAUCGUUUCAGAUAUUCCAAAAAGCCAUUCUGACUUCGAUACAAUCCAUCCGGAGAUUGCUCUUUAAAAUGCGGGUCGAUUAUGGCAUUUCUUUUAUUAUGUGCUAUAAAGUAAAUCAAGAUUUUCUUGAAAGUCUAUUUGCUAUGGUGCGCCUGAAUGGCGGCAACGAUCAUCCUUCUCCUCUGGAAGCAUUAAACCGAGUGAAGCUUAUUAUCCUUGGGAAAAAUCUGAUGUUUCCGAUGAGUGCCAAUCAGAACACCGAGCUGAACAAGGACGUCGAAGAACACUUCUUGAUGUCUUCGAUUUUCCGCAAAAAAAAAAGAGUCAACAUCGGACAACCCGGACGAGCCACAUGAUGAGGAAACCGACGAAGACGAGCCAUGGACAUUCCAACCAAGAAGGCGUGCUCUUGAAGAGCUAGAUGGACAGAACUACGUGCAAGGGUACAUGGCGAAAUCGCUGAUGAAGAACCACGACUGGACCGGAAAUUACACAUACCAACUGGAGAGCGGCACCGAGCAACAAUUUGGGAAAGAAAACUACGUGGAAGAUCUCUCACGGGGAGGGCUAGUUCAACCAUCCCAACAAUGGGAAGAACUGGCCGAACAAAUGGAAGACUAUUUCAACCACAUUCACAAUCUUGGAAAGGACAAAGAGGAGCCCGGCUUCAGGGACAGCACAAAUGUUUGCCAAAAAUCUAUUCAAAAGAUGACGAAAACGUUUCCCGAUGUGCCAGCAGAUGUUAUAAAAACUUUCGUGAAAAAACGAAUCAAUAUUCGUGUUCGACACCUAAAGAAGCAGAUCCAGGAGAAGAAACAUCAUCGAUUCAAGAUCAUGAAGAACAAUAAGAAAUCGAAAAAUGAAGAGAAAAAAUCAGAACUCAGCAAGAACCAGAAAAAAAUUAAACAUUUUACUACAUAAAUAUCGUAUUAUAACUAAAAAUAUG